Ricinus communis (castor bean) is the source of this 1263-nucleotide messenger RNA. RefSeq names its product vacuolar protein sorting-associated protein 32 homolog 2. Gene Ontology annotation, cellular component: cytoplasmic side of plasma membrane; ESCRT III complex; multivesicular body. The coding region runs from base 258 to 914 and encodes 218 amino acids. NCBI's taxonomy places the organism in Eukaryota, Viridiplantae, Streptophyta, Magnoliopsida, Malpighiales, Euphorbiaceae. Gene Ontology annotation, biological process: vesicle budding from membrane; late endosome to vacuole transport via multivesicular body sorting pathway. The transcript has 8 exons. The record is from RefSeq and is a predicted model, not a curated record.
AUUUUAACAUAAUCGAUUAUUGUAAGGAACCGAGGAUAAUAAUUGGGUGCCACGUGUAAAAGCAUAUUCAACGCCGUGAAGAAAAGGAGAAGCAACUUCGCUGCGUUCUCCAUCUCUAAUUACAACACGCUUAAGCAAACCAAAACCUAAAAGUCCGAUCUCUCCUCCCAUCACUCAAAUUGAUUUCUCCUUUCAAUUUCUCAUAUCUUCAAUUUCUAAGAAGAUCGGGGCAGCCUUUUUGCAGAUAGGAGUCAAUCAUGUUUAACCGGCUUUUUGGAAAACCAAAACAGGAAACUAAUGCUCUAACUACGUUAGACAAAUUAAAUGAGACACUUGAGAUGUUAGAGAAAAAAGAGAAAGUACUUUCAAAAAAAGCUAUUGCAGAAGUUGAAAGGGCAAAAGAAUUUACUCGAACAAAGAACAAAAGAGCUGCUAUUCAAUGUCUGAAGAGGAAAAGGCUAUAUGAACAACAAAUAGAACAGCUUGGAAAUUUCCAACUCCGUAUUCAUGAUCAAAUGAUAAUGUUAGAAGGUGCAAAAGCCACUACAGAAACUGUAGAUGCAUUGAGAACUGGAGCCGCUGCAAUGAAGGCAAUGCAGAAAGCAACGAAUAUUGACGAUGUGGAUAAGACGAUGGAUGAAAUCAAUGAGCAGACUGAGAACAUGAAACAAAUUCAAGAGGCUCUUUCAACUCCUAUUGGUGCUGCAGCUGAUUUUGAUGAGGACGAAUUGGAGGCAGAACUUGAAGAAUUGGAAGGUGCUGAACUGGAAGAACAACUUCUUCAACCUGCAACCACAGCUCCAGCAGCUCCAGUGCAGGUUCCAGCAGGCCGGCAACCAAAUCGUCCUGCUGCUCAGAAACAGACAGCUGAGGAAGAUGAACUUGCUGCAUUGCAGGCUGAGAUGGCACUUUGAGCGGGUACUUUUUCCCAGAACACUGAAGAGUUUAUUUAUGGUUACAUUGUGGACAUGGAGUUUCUGCUACUCCUUCGGGGAUCCUGUGUGCAUUAUAUGGUCUGAACAGACAAUGUAUAUAAAGAUUGCGUAAACUAAAGAGACAUUGCCAUUUAAAACUUGUAAUCUGCAUUUUGGAGGUUGAAUCCAGUUUUAAAUCUGUGUCCCCUUGUCUCCAACCUUUUUUAUUUUUCCUUGUGCGGUCAAGCUGAUUCAAACUUCCAUUUUUAAUGUCACCAACUUCUUGUCCUUAAAAUGUCUACCCGACAUAUAUAGCAAAUAAAUUUAUGUUAUAUUUUUGGUGUUGUUA